Molecule: messenger RNA, 1234 nt
Organism: Seminavis robusta
Lineage: Eukaryota; Bacillariophyta; Bacillariophyceae; Naviculales; Naviculaceae
Source: the annotation of a GenBank genome assembly
GAGUCGAGUCGAGUCGAGUCGAGUCGGUCACCAACAAGGGAACAACCACCAAGUACCCACUUUUCUCUUGUCUUUUACAUACAUCAACAGCUGUUGCAGUACGAUAACAAACCUGUGAUUUUUCCUGCGUGAGGGCGAGACAAGAAGUGAAAAGAGCAGCAUGAACAAAACGUUGCUGAAAACCGUCGACGUCUCGAAACGAGACAUGACGAAAGCGGCUGUUUUGAAGAAAAGGUGCUUCGGUUUUGCUGCAGUCCUCGUCCUCUCUCCUCUUUUGUAUGCUUUUUCGCUCGAUAGCUCUCCCCAGUCCACAAGCUUGCAGGUGACAGGCUUGCGGGUGGGCUCUAGUGUGCCCAAGAUUCUUCCUAUCUUCGAUGGAGAAACGACGGAUGAAAUCUCCUGCAAAAUGGUAACACAACGCGAGUUCAGCUCGCCGUGGUUUCUAGAAAGUAUUGGCUUGAUCGGUGAAAAACCUCGUAAUAACCGUAAACAGUGGGAGGUCGCCUACGUGCUGCAUGUCGUCAAGACUCUCAAUCUAUGCGAGCCCGGAAAGAGAGGUUUGGUACUUGCCGUUGGAACUGAAAAACUCCCACAGGUCUUUGCUUCAAUGGGUUGCUCCAUUCUGGCAACAGACCUACCAGUCGACGAUGAUCCAGCAUUUGCGAAAGCGUGGGCGAACACAGGUCAACAUGUGGCAACAAUCGAGAGUUUGUAUAGGAAAAACUACAAGGGAGUAAGCAAAAAGACCUUCAAGGAACUCGUAACAUACCACCCUGAGAAUAUGAAUUCAUUCUCGGACUGGCUUCUCCAACAAGAGAAAUUCGAUUUCAUUUGGAGUCUAUGUUCGAUUGAGCACGUGGGAUCCAUCGAGCUAGGGCAGAAUGUUGUUCUUCACACUCUAGAUCUGUUGAAGCCUGGCGGAGUGGCGUUUCAUUCGGUUGAAUUUAAUCUAUCAUCUAACAAUGCAACGAAACAAAUGAAAGGAGAAUCGGUUUGGAGAAAGCGAGAUUUUGAAGCGCUAAAGGAAAAAGCAAUCGCUAAAGGAUACAGUCCCUUCCCCGCUCAGUUUGGAGCUGGUCAUGGCAUCUUGGAUCGCAAUCCAGACGGAGUGCUGCCCCGCCCAUACAGCAGUUCUGACCACAUCAAACUGUAUGAGGUCUUACCCCCCUUGGACGCGCCUAUUCCUGAGUCACUGAUCAAGACCUCGUAUGCGAUGCUUAUACGCAAACCCUAA